AACAACAUUCAAGAUGGAGGUGACUGUUGAAAAGCUGGAAGCGAUGUUCCUGAAGUCCGAGGCUGACCUGGAGUACAUGGAGAGGCGACUGAAACUGGACUUCAUCAACAACACUGCAGCUGAAGGAUGUUCUGCUGAGGAAAAUGUGUCCGUGAUGCUAGAAAAUCUGAAGACUAUCAAGGCCAAACACUCUCUGCUGAAGGAUCAGGUGAAGGAGAUUACAGAGGCACAGAGAGAGUCCAUGGAGUCUAUCAGAACCAACCUGAGCAGGGCRAUGGAGCUGAUUCAGCACUGUCAGCAGAAAUCUGAUCUUCAGGCUGAGCCUCUGACGGAGUCGGAGCAACAAUCAGCAGUUCUGCUGGGGUCAGAAGUCAGUCAGCUCAGAACAGAGGAGACUCCUACUUCUACAACUUCUGACCAAAAACAACCACAGAGCUGUGGGUACGAGGAAGUGAGCGCAGCCACAUUUGAAGCAGUUCCUCUCAGUGUCCGCUCCAACAUCAAGUUGGCUGAGCUGAAUGAAUUCUACCAGCAGCUGCAGCAGCAUCUCAGCAACAGGGAAUCACUCACCAUCCAGAGAAUGAAGCAGCUGAAGUUGAAAGUGAGCGAUAUCAAGCUGAGGGUCCUGCAGCACAUGGGCCUGAUGGAUCUGGACCGAAAAGGUCAAGUCCGCCUGGCGCUGUGACCAGGUUGUGAGAGUCUAUUGGGUUUGGCCGCUUCUUCGUUUGUUGCAGACAUUUUGGGGUCACAAACUGGCCAACACGUUAGAAACUGCAUGCUUCAAUCAUCCAGCUCUGUGUGCAGUCAUCCUGAAACCAAGCAGCUUUAAAAUGUCUCUGAUCUUUCUGAACUGCAAGUCAAAAACUGCAACAUUCCUGCUAACAUAAAAACAAAAACAUGAGAUGUCAGGAUCCGUCUGAAGUUUUAUUAUUUUAAAACAUCUGAUCCUUCUAGUUUUUAAAGGUUGUUCUGUUCUCCUGCAGCUCUCUAACAUUUGAUAUCUGAAAACAGAAAGUCUUGACUGGAUGUUGGAGAGCAGUAAUAGGUUGACCUGUUGUUUGCUGAUUUCUGUUGCACUUAUUCACCUUAAUUUAAUAAACGUUUUGUUGUCUAUUA
Austrofundulus limnaeus is the source of this 1116-nucleotide messenger RNA. It is a transcript of the gene ska2, whose product is annotated as spindle and kinetochore associated complex subunit 2. Gene Ontology annotation, cellular component: outer kinetochore; spindle microtubule. The record is from RefSeq and is a predicted model, not a curated record. Bases 14 to 685 code for a protein of 223 amino acids. Gene Ontology annotation, molecular function: microtubule binding. Lineage: Eukaryota; Metazoa; Chordata; Actinopteri; Cyprinodontiformes; Rivulidae. Gene Ontology annotation, biological process: chromosome segregation; cell division; mitotic cell cycle. The transcript is spliced from 7 exons.